Lonchura striata (white-rumped munia) is the source of this 390-nucleotide messenger RNA. The record is from RefSeq and is a predicted model, not a curated record. NCBI's taxonomy places the organism in Eukaryota, Metazoa, Chordata, Aves, Passeriformes, Estrildidae.
GCGCUGAUGGCUCUCUGCGAUCUGGUCCACGACCCAGAAAAAGUCUACCAGGCAAUAGCAUUAGGAUUCUUGGCUAGCCUGAAGACUUUGCUGGUGCAUCAAGACCAAACUGUCAGGCAAAAAACAACAGAAGUUCUCUCUAUAAUGGCUUUGCAUAGUAUUGGCAGGGAAGGGCUAAUACGAAGUGGAGUCAUUUCUGCCCUCGCCGGGCUCCUGGAUGAUCCAGUAGAUAUCUGUCGGAAGAACACCCAUCAGAUUUUUGACAUGCUGGCAAAAUUACCUGAAGGUAGGAGGUUUUAAGCAGUUAAGUACUCACAUAGACAACGCAGAGCAGAAAUCAGGUAAAUUCACCUAUGUUCCAAAUUUAAUUUAUUCCAUUUCCCUUGAAAC